Molecule: messenger RNA, 1350 nt
Organism: Mesocestoides corti
Lineage: Eukaryota; Metazoa; Platyhelminthes; Cestoda; Cyclophyllidea; Mesocestoididae
Source: the annotation of a GenBank genome assembly
AUGUCAUUCAACCAUCUUUCAUCAACCCCGAAGCCAGGUUUAAGUGAGACUUUAAACGCCGAAAGUGACAGACAAGACGAAGAAGGUGACACAAAUCCACACUACUCUGAGUCCUUUAUUUCCUCUACCUCGACGCGAAUGAAGUCCUCGAUGCUUCAACCAGCGCCCAGUAAACGGACACAGCGCGACCCAACCUCCAGGCAGUCAUUCACGGGAGAUGAAAAUUCGCUCUCACCUGUGAUCCGCAGCUUUGACGAUUUCAGUUCCGUCAUGGGAGAAGACGACAAGAAUUGCAGUGGUUCCGCAACAUCUGGCGUUAGUGACAAUCGCAAGUCUAGGUGCAAGACGGCUCUUUCUCAUUCAGGUGAUAAAUUUAUUCCCAUUUGGUUCCUUUUCGGUCCCAGAACCUUUGCCUCUUUUGAUCACUCGCAAUCCGCCUCACCGACCCUCUCGUCCUUAAGUGAUAAUUCAACAAGGCGAAACGCUGCACCCGCCUCAUUCACCUACGAGGACAGAAGCGAAUGUGAAGGCACAGAUGGUUACUCUGACGACUUCGAGUCAAGUGACGAGGAAGACAAGUGCGAGAACGUUACACAGUUGGAAAUUAUCAAGGAGCCUGAAGUGAUUAGACCCAUAAAUAAGACCUCACUGGCGAAAGAAUCAACAACCCAAACGACCUCGGACACCAGCCAAGCCACGUCCCCUCCAACGCCCCUGCAGUUUGUGUCCGGCGGAAAUGGUUCCACUUCAGGAGACCUUUCAACGGAAAAGUCUAAGACGUCUGCGCCGCGGAAGGCAAAGGAUGCUGUGGAGAAGGCGCAGUUUCGUAAUGCUGGCACACUGACGGACACAAGUCUGUGGAGUGUUGUAGGGCCUGCGUCUUGGCAACAUCCGUCCAUCCAACCUGGCUGGUACGACCAGUCGGCGUUCGUUGCGGCAGUUACCGCUGCUGUUGGGCAAAUAACCGCCAGACAGACUGAUCCCCAGCCAAUCCUCAAGGCGAUGCUUGAGAGCAAAAACGUGGUGGAUACCGUAACGUCGUACAAUCCGUGUGUCACGGUAUUGGACAAUAUGCUGCGACAGCAGCUCAAGCUGACCCGCCAAUUUCUCGCUUCCCACCGCGCCAUGCACGACACCCUCAUGGCGGCACUUCAGAAGUGUGUCGUGCCACCUCUGACACCAAUUAACCUCCGCCUUAACUAUGUGAGUUACCGACUUACACUUGGAACAAACUCGGGCAUUUCAGAUGGCAGGUUGCUGUGGCAACCGAUGCUCCAACUUGGCUCGACCGUGACCUCCCGCCCUCCAUUCUUGGCACUUGGUGACCGCGCAAAUAAGUUUUUAAGGUGA